Molecule: messenger RNA, 234 nt
Organism: Ogataea philodendri
Lineage: Eukaryota; Fungi; Ascomycota; Pichiomycetes; Pichiales; Pichiaceae
Exons: 1
Coding region: 1-234 (77 amino acids)
Source: RefSeq, a predicted model, not a curated record
AUGACCAUUAAAGCCAGGAUCGACCGGGUGACUUCUCCUGCGAUAAUCGAAGUGAUCUCAUUUGUGGAGUCACCCCAAGGAGAAACCUCAGUGACGUCUGCUCCCACGACUGUGAUUCCAGCCAAACCGUCAAUAAUUUGGAGCAACUCUCUAGAAGUCCAUCCGCCAGGCUCAAUUGCACCGGUAGAUGGUGCAGAAGCAGGAUCCAACACAUCGAUAUCAAAACUGAUGUAA